Messenger RNA from Dalotia coriaria, 1603 nucleotides. It is a transcript of the gene senju, whose product is annotated as UDP-galactose transporter senju. Gene Ontology annotation, cellular component: Golgi membrane. Gene Ontology annotation, molecular function: UDP-galactose transmembrane transporter activity. NCBI's taxonomy places the organism in Eukaryota, Metazoa, Arthropoda, Insecta, Coleoptera, Staphylinidae. Gene Ontology annotation, biological process: pyrimidine nucleotide-sugar transmembrane transport. The record is from RefSeq and is a predicted model, not a curated record.
UACACCACAAGCAUGCCCACCAUACAAACAUACCAUCGUGUGGAUUCAAGUGGCGUCAGUUGACUCUCGUAAUCACAAUGUACACAAUUCUCAUAAAUUUAGUUACACGCGUUGGUGCAAGUGCGGAUAGAUGUGGGAUUAUCUAGGAUAAACGAGCAGACGACCGCGUGUUACUUCCUUGCAUUUAACAAGACAAAUAACUGCAUUACAACUGCAGUUUCAGUGUUCCAAUUUCGUGGUUCCGGUAACUUUCCUUUACACGCAUAAGAAAUGCCUUAAAUUAGGAAUUAAUUAUGAUAACACCACUGAUAACAGCCGUUGUUUAAAGUACCAGCUUAGAAAUGGUGUUUUAUUUAAAAUAAUUACAUCAUGAACUGAAAAAUAAUCCAAUUGGAUUUUCUGAGAAACCCUUAUCACAAAAGUCAUCACAAGUACAAAAACUGAACCAAAAUGAAGAUGCAACUAAACAAGCUGUUUCCCACCAGAUCAACAUUGAUUGUGUUCUUCUUAUAUAUUAUUUUAUUUUCCAUUCAUGCUAUUUUAGUCACCUCCACUCAGACAUCUAGCAAUAAAUAUGAGUACAACGUGGUUACAGUUGUAUUACUUACGGAAUUUUUGAAAUUGAUUAUUUCUACUGCACUCUAUUGCAAGGAUGAAUCACCGAUCACAUUAUACAAAGACACGAUCAAGCACCGCAACGUGCUUGCCUUGUACUUAAUCCCCGCUUUCUUGUACUGCCUGUACAACAAUUUAUCGUUCGAAAACCUGCGCUCCUUUGACCCCACUACGUACAACCUCCUGCUGCAGUUCCGUAUCUUUAUGACUGCGAUACUUUUCCAACUUAUUUAAAAGCACCUCAGCGGAAAACAAUGGCUGUCCCUCGUCGUACUUACCGCUGGAUGCAUGCUGAAACAAGUCUCUUUCGGCGACGACACUUUGAAUAACAAAUCCUCAUCGGGAAAAAUGUAUGGUUUGGACUUAUUCAGUAUCAGCACCGUAUUUCUACUCGUGCAAAUGGGCUGUUCAUGCUUAGCAGGCGUCUAUAAUGAGUAUUUGUUGAAGAAUGACGGCGCAUCCAUUAAUAUGUUUGUGCAGAAUGUCUUUAUGUAUUUAGACUCAAUAGUUUGCAAUUUGAUAAUGCUACUUAUAAACGGUACUAUCUGGGAUGCAUUUACAAGUGAAAGUUUAUCAGUGAUAUUUCAGUAUAAAGUUUUGCUUAUGAUGCUUAAUAAUGCCACAGUCGGAAUUAUAACAAGUUUCUUUUUGAAACAAUUGAAUAGUAUUGUUAAGACGUUCGCGAGCGCGCUGGAGCUAGUACUCACAGCCGUGUUGUCUUAUUUUAUUUUCGAUAUUCCUAUUUACUUGAAUACGGUAUUAUCGAUUGUGACGGUGAUGUUGGCGAUGUAUUUGUACACGCAAAAUCCGGUGAAAGGGCAGGAAGUUAUUGUAGGCAAACGGGAUUAUCGUGGCGAGGAGGAUGAAGUAUUGUUGAUGGACGAAGUUAUCGCCAAAAAAUGAUAAAUGUAUUCGUACGUUUGUGAUAUGAACUUAAACCAGUAUAAUUUAUGUUAAUAAAUAUUAAUAUAUGCAGUAUGUAAUAAAA